Messenger RNA from Neurospora crassa OR74A, 2464 nucleotides. RefSeq names its product xaa-Pro dipeptidase. The record is from RefSeq and is a predicted model, not a curated record. Bases 381 to 2204 code for a protein of 607 amino acids. The transcript has 5 exons. Gene Ontology annotation, molecular function: metalloaminopeptidase activity; manganese ion binding. Lineage: Eukaryota; Fungi; Ascomycota; Sordariomycetes; Sordariales; Sordariaceae.
CGUUACCUACCUUAGCUUUGAUGUCUUGGGCUUCCACACCUUCAAGGUCAGAUUUGAACAAUUUCUGCCAUGCAUUCAUAUUUCGGGAGCAUUCUGAUGCCCUACCAUAGACUGCUGACUACACCAACCACUAUCCGGAUAACCCCACUUCUCCGCAUCGAGAGUGCAACGAGUGAACAAGUGUUGUCGGUCGGACCUUCUCCGAGAGUCAUUCCUCUCUCCACCAACAACUUCAUUUUCAGGGAGUUCAUCCGCAAUCUUAAAGUAACUUGUUUACCUCGCCGACAAAGGGCCCACACCCCCAAGUGCGAGAAGUUCGUUCAGCUUAUCAUCACCAUCAUCAUUGUCAACAACAGGGACCGACACAUUAGCAGACCGUCAUGGCCAACUCAGGUCAAGAACAUGAAAUUCAUUACAAUCUCGUCGAGGACGAUGAAUUCGAUAUUGUGAACAUCGUAGUUGAAGGCACGGAUGGAAUCCAUAGCGCUGGCGCAGCACCAUCCGCGUCCGUAGGUGUGGGAAUAAAGUCUCCAAUUACUUCUCAACCACGCAUUCCAGGGCACCCUCUCUCCCAAAAGUGGCUUCAUGAGGAGCUUGGAAAGUAUCCAGCUAAAACCCAUGUACAAAAGGUGGUUGAGGAGCUUGAUGCGCCUAAGAGCGGUCUCAUUUACCUCCGAGGCUUCGAUGAACCACUCUAUCCAUACUCGGACCAGGGGCCACCGUUUCGGCAGCAACGACAUUUCUUCUACCUUAGCGGCGCCGACUUUCCCGGUUGCGCAGUCACCUACGACAUCCCCCGCCAGGAGCUGAUCCUUUGGAUCCGCCGUAACGACCCACGCCUAUCCCUAUGGUACGGCACCACCCCCUCCAUCGACGAAUCCAAGUCCAAAUCCGACGUCUCCGACGUCCGCUACAUUGACGGCCUCACCGCGUACCUCCAUGCCGUCCUGACUCCCGAAAACGGCGGCGGCGGCGGACCUCUUUACGUCCUCUCCCCCGACCAGCUUCCCAAACUCUCGCCCUCGCCACCGCAGUACAGCUUCUUCAAGGGCAUGCAUGGAUCUGCAUCUAGAGGACUAAAAAUCGACACUACCUCCCUCCUCCCCGCCAUCGAAGCCGCGCGCGUGAUCAAAACCCCGCACGAAAUCUCUCGCAUCCGGCGCGCCGUGAGCCUCACCUCGCUCGCGCACCGCAUGGUCCUUCAACGGAUCAAGCACCUCACUAACGAGCGCGAAGCACACGCCGUCUUCGAAGGGUUCUGCAUCUCGCAGGGCGCACCGCACCAAUCGUACGCGGUCAUCGCCGCUUCGGGCCCCAACGCUAGCACGCUGCACUACGACGCCAACGACGAGCCGCUGGAGGGGAGGCAGACCAUGUUGUUGGACGCGGGCUGUGAGUGGGGGUGUUAUGCCAGUGAUGUGACGAGGACGUUUCCGUUGAACGGAAAGUGGACAAAGGAGGGGGAGGAGAUAUACAAGGUGGUGGAGAGGAUGCAGAGGGAGUGUAUUGACGCUAUCAGACCCGGGAGGUUGUACUACAAGCUGCAUUUGGUGGCGUGUUUGAUUGCGGUUGAGGAGCUGAUGAAGCUGGGGAUUUUGUAUAACGGGACGAGGUCAGAGAUUUUGGCGAGGGGGACGGUAGCGGCGUUUUUCCCGCAUGGGUUGGGGCAUCAUGUGGGACUGGAGGUGCAUGAUGUUAGUGGAAGGGAGAGGCUGUUGUUGACUGGAUCUACCGUUUCUUCUUCAGGCGUGAACAGUCAAAGAGUUCCGGGCUUUCAAGAACCAAGAAGGCGCAUGAAGAGGGAACAAGUCACCCCCGAGGACUUGGCGGCCAUGUAUCGCGAGGCGAUGAUGGAUAGGGAUGACGUUGAGCAGAACGUCGUCGGGCCUCCACCACCUUACAAGGGCAGGCAAAGACUCAGGGAAAAUAUGGUCGUCACCAUUGAGCCUGGAAUUUACUUCCACCGCCCCUACAUCCAAUCCUUCUUCCUCUCCAACCCCGAUCACGCAAAGUACAUCAACACCAAGGUACUAGACAAGUACUGGGACAUUGGCGGCGUGCGCAUCGAGGACUGCAUCCUGGUCACCAAGGACGGGUACGAAAAUCUGACGACGGCGCCCAAGGGUAAGGAGGCAUUGAAGAUCAUUAACGCGGGAAUCCCUGGGUUUGGCGGUGAUGGUCAGGCUGGCGGUGGGAGCUCGUAGGUAGGCGCGCGGACGGAUUGUGUGUGUGUGUGUGUGUGUCAGAGAGGGAAAGAGAGAGAGGGAGAGGGAGGGGGGAGGGAGGCCUUCUUCUAUGUGGUUGGUUGUCAGGCAUGGAUGGCAUUGCUGUGGCAAAUUGAAUUUUUUGUGCAAUUUUUUUUUUCAUCUUUGCUUUCUCACAGACAACUCCGAUUGACUGACUAGUAGUGUCAGCUUUCACAAAAUGAAUGAAAGGACGUGUCAAAAACACCUUUCCCAAUCAC